UCAUCGAUUGACUACAUUGGCUUGCUUUAUCGUUUCGCAUCUACUUCUUCUUCCUGUGUGUGGGGCGUUGGGUGAAUCCAAUCCAGUUUUGGCGCUCUUUCAUUCAGGAUCGACGAAGAGGAGCUGAAUCUCUUCGUCUCGCUCUCGUCGAUUCCAAUUCGGAAUUCCAUGGCCGCUCUUCACAGCUCCUCCUGCACUGCUCCGGUCAAAAACGGUCUUCCUCCUCAGGAACUCCUCGACGAUCUUUGUAGUCGGUUUGUUUUGAAUGUGCCGAAGGAAGAUCUACAGUCAUUUGAAAGGAUUCUUUUUCUCAUAGAGUAUGCACAUUGGUUUUAUGAAGACAAUUCAGUGGAAAGAAAUCCGUCUUUAAAGUCAUUAAAUCUGAAGGAGUUCACUUCGUUACUGUUCAAAAGUUGUGAUGUCUUAAAACCAUAUGUCGCCCAUAUUGAUGAUAUCUUUAAAGACUUCACUUCAUACAAGGUUCGAGUUCCUGUAACUGGGGCAAUCAUAUUAGAUGAGACCUCUGAACGGUGCUUGUUGGUGAAGGGGUGGAAAGGAUCAAGUUGGAGUUUUCCACGAGGUAAAAAGAGCAAAGAUGAGGAAGACCAUGCUUGUGCCAUUAGAGAAGUACUGGAAGAAACAGGAUUUGACAUUACAAAUCUUAUCAACAAAUCUGAAUACAUAGAGGUUAUAUUUGGACCGCAAAGGGUGCGGCUUUACAUCAUUGCUGGUGUAAAAGAUGAUAAUAUCUUUGCCCCACAAACUAAGAAAGAGAUCAGUGAAAUUGCAUGGCAUCGACUUGGUGAUCUUGAACCAGCUGGUGAUAAUGUAAUAUCUCGUGGGAUGAACGGUCUCAAGCUUUAUAUGGUUGCUCCUUUUUUGGCAUCUCUGAGGUCAUGGAUUUCGACACAUCAGCCCCCUGUAGCUUCAAAACCUGAUGUGUCAAUAAGAGGAUUAACCGUAUGGAAGGCUAAGAACAGCUCGAUAGGUAGCAGCAGUACAAUCGUGAUAGAGAGCCAAUUAAGUAAACCAGACAUGGAUGUUCAUGUUUCCACCCCCGACACGGGUCCAGGCAAGAGCUUCAGAAACUUCAAGUUUGAUACUGCCUCAAUCAUACAGUCCAUGGAAAGAGCCUUUUCUUAAAAGUCUUCUCUAAGUCUUAAAAGACCUUUUGUCUUAGUUGGUACAUGCUUAGACCCUANAAAA
This is a messenger RNA of Cucurbita pepo subsp. pepo (vegetable marrow), 1206 nucleotides long. RefSeq names its product mRNA-decapping enzyme subunit 2. Gene Ontology annotation, cellular component: cytoplasm. The record is from RefSeq and is a predicted model, not a curated record. Gene Ontology annotation, molecular function: manganese ion binding; RNA binding; 5'-(N(7)-methylguanosine 5'-triphospho)-[mRNA] hydrolase activity. Gene Ontology annotation, biological process: deadenylation-dependent decapping of nuclear-transcribed mRNA; nuclear-transcribed mRNA catabolic process, nonsense-mediated decay. Lineage: Eukaryota; Viridiplantae; Streptophyta; Magnoliopsida; Cucurbitales; Cucurbitaceae.